ACCCAAAGAUCUUUUGUUUUUCCACACACACACACCCACACAACCACACCAGCCGAUAUCAUCCAAAAGCGGUGAAUACCCGCCUUGCACAUGCUUUCUUCUCAAUAAACCUCCUCUCUCUGUGGAUCGCUCUGUUUUCCUAAUUUCUUUCCCUUUAAAAAUUUCACACAAUUUCUCCAACCACUCAUUUUAUUUCCUUGCCCAUAGCUCUAGCAAAAACCCUAAAACAUAAUCGAACCGUAAUUCUCCUUUCAAAAUUGGUGUUUUUUCUAAAAAGCAGCAUUUGCAUUCGAAUUCGACUUCAAAUUCAAAAUCCGACCAUGGGGUAAAGAAGAAAAAGAAGAUAUAUAGACGCGAUGGAGUGGGACAGUAACUCGGAUUUGAGCGGAGAAGAUGAUGAUGUGAUUGAGGAAGAAGUCGACGACGAGUUAGAUGAGGAUGGGGAGAAGCUAGGGUUUAUGUUGAGUGGUGGCGGUGCGGCCUUGCCUUUUCCUAUUGACUCGCUUCUGCAACCGGCGCCCUGUGGUUUUGUUGUGACCGAUGCUUUGGAGCCCGACCAUCCGAUUAUAUAUGUCAAUUCUGUCUUUGAGAUGGUCACUGGUUACCGUGCUGAAGAAGUCCUUGGCCGCAACUGUCGCUUCUUGCAAUGUAGAGGCCCGUACGCCAAACGAAGGCAUCCUCUUGUGGACUCAACUGUAGUAGCAGAAAUUAGAAGAUGCAUUGACCAAGGGAUUGAAUUUCAAGGCGAAUUGUUAAACUUUAGAAAAGAUGGAUCUCCUUUGAUGAAUAGGCUGCGUAUGACUCCUAUAUAUGGGGAUGAUGAAGCAAUAACUCACAUUAUUGGUAUUCAAUUCUUCAAGGAAGUAAAUAUUGAUUUGGGUCCACUUCCAGGAUCCUUGGUAAAGGAGCCUACAAGACUACUGGAUAAGUACCGUUCUAGCCUUUCUUCUAGUGGACCAGUCUCAGAAGGAAACCGCACUAUCAGUCGUGGGUUUUGCGGUAUAUUGCAGUUGAGUGAUGAAGUCCUAGCCCUCAAGGUUCUUUCACGGUUGACCCCGAGAGACAUUGCGUCUGUUGGUUCUGUUUCUAGACGACUUUAUGAGCUGACAAAAAAUGAAGAUCUUUGGCGAAUGGUCUGUCAAAAUGCAUGGGGUAGUGAAACAACUCGUGUGUUAGAGACGGUGCCGGGAGCUAAAAGAUUGGGUUGGGGCAGAUUGGCUAGAGAAUUAACUACUCUAGAAGCGGCAGCAUGGAGGAAGCUAACUGUUGGAGGUGCUGUUGAACCUUCACGUUGCAACUUCAGUGCAUGUGCAGUAGGGAACCGUGUUGUACUCUUUGGUGGAGAGGGGGUCAACAUGCAACCAAUGAAUGAUACUUUUGUAUUGGACUUGAAUUCCAGCAAUCCAGAGUGGAAAUAUGUCAAAGUCAGCUCUCCUCCUCCUGGACGUUGGGGGCACACACUCUCUUGUGUGAAUGGAUCUCAUCUUGUUGUGUUUGGAGGCUGUGGAAGGCAGGGCCUCCUGAAUGAUGUCUUUGUGCUGGAUUUGGAUGCCAAACAACCAACUUGGCGUGAAAUCUCUAGUUUGGCGCCUCCGCUUCCAAGAUCUUGGCACAGCUCCUGUACCUUGGAUGGUACCAAGUUGAUAGUCUCUGGUGGUUGUGCAGAUUCUGGUGUGCUUCUAAGUGAUACUUUCCUGCUUGAUCUGUCUAUAGAGAAGCCUGUGUGGCAUGAGAUACCGGUGACGUGGACUCCACCUUCUCGUUUGGGCCACACGCUGUCUGUUUAUGGAGGCAGGAAAAUACUUAUGUUUGGGGGUCUUGCCAAGAGCGGUCCUCUGCGUUUUCGAUCAAGUGAUGUAUUUACCAUGGAUCUCAGCGAGGAAGAACCAUGCUGGAGAUGUGUUACAGGAAGUGGAAUGCCUGGUGCCGGAAAUCCUGGAGGCGUUGCUCCUCCACCAAGGCUUGAUCACGUGGCAGUAAGUCUCCCUGGUGGCAGAAUUCUGGUCUUUGGUGGGUCCGUUGCUGGUCUCCACUCAGCAUCUCGGCUCUACAUUUUGGAUCCAACAGAAGAGAAGCCUACAUGGAGGAUAUUGAAUGUACCUGGUCGGCCUCCAAGAUUUGCUUGGGGACAUAGCACAUGUAUUGUUGGAGGAACUAGAGCAAUAGUCCUCGG
This is a messenger RNA of Nicotiana tabacum (common tobacco), 2173 nucleotides long. RefSeq names its product adagio protein 1. Gene Ontology annotation, molecular function: protein binding. Gene Ontology annotation, biological process: circadian rhythm; response to blue light. The record is from RefSeq and is a predicted model, not a curated record. NCBI's taxonomy places the organism in Eukaryota, Viridiplantae, Streptophyta, Magnoliopsida, Solanales, Solanaceae. Gene Ontology annotation, cellular component: cytosol; nucleus; SCF ubiquitin ligase complex.